AUGGGCGGGGAGGUGGUGCCGGGCCUGGGGGCCCUGCGGCGGAGAAAGAGUCUGCUGGAGCAGGAGAAGAGUCUGGCAGUCUGGGCUCUGGCACUGGCAGGAACCGGCAUCGGACUCAUGGUCCUGCACGCGGAGAUGCUAUGGUUCGGGGGGUGCCUGUGGGCGAUCCACCUGUUCCUGGUUAAAUGCAUGAUCAGCAUCUCCACGUUCUUUCUCCUUUCCCUUAUUGUGGCCUUUCACGCCAAAGAGGUCCAGCUGUUCAUGACGGACAACGGGCUCCGGGACUGGCGCGUAGCGCUGACCGGGCGGCAGGCGGCGCAGAUCGUGCUGGAGCUGGCUGUGUGCGGGCUGCACCCGGCGCCGGUGUGGGGCCCGCCGUGCGCGCAGACGGCGGCCACGCCGUCCUGGCCGAGUUUCCUGGGCCAGGCGGAGGCGCUGCUGUCGCUGGCCAUGCUGCUGCGCCUGUACCUGGUGCCCCGCGCCCUGCUCCUGCGCAGCGGCGUCCUGCUCAACGCCUCCUACCGCAGCAUCGGCGCGCUCAACCAGGUCCGCUUCCGCCACUGGUUCGUGGCCAAGCUGUACAUGAACACGCACCCCGGCCGUCUGCUGCUCUGCCUCACGCUUGGCCUCUGGCUCACCACCGCCUGGGUGCUGUCGGUGGCCGAGAGACAGACCGUUAAUGCCACCGGGCACCUUUCAGACACACUGUGGCUGAUCCCCAUCACAUUCCUGACCAUCGGCUACGGGGACGUGGUGCCAGGUACCACAUGGGGCAAGAUUGUCUGCCUCUGCACUGGGGUCAUGGGGGUCUGCUGCACAGCCCUGCUGGUGGCCGUGGUGGCCCGGAAGCUGGAGUUUAAUAAGGCAGAGAAGCACGUGCACAACUUCAUGAUGGAUAUUCAGUAUGCCAAAGAGAUGAAGGAGUCGGCCGCCCGAGUGCUGCAAGAGUCCUGGAUGUUCUACAAACAUACACGCAGGAAGGACUCUAGAACAGCCCGCAGGCACCAGCGCAGGCUGCUGGCCGCCAUCAGCAGGUUCCGCCAGGUGCGGCUGAAACACAGAAAGCUCCGGGAAAAAGUGAACUCCAUGGUGGACAUCUCCAAGAUGCACAUGAUCCUCUGUGACCUGCAGCUGGGUCUGAGCACCUCACACCAGGCCCUGGAGAAGCAGAUUGAUGCGUUGGCAGGGAGGCUAGACACCCUGACCGAGAUGCUUAGCGCUGCCCUGGGUCCACGGCAGCUUCCAGAACCAAGCCAGGAGGCCACAUAGCUGGUAAG
Kogia breviceps (pygmy sperm whale) is the source of this 1277-nucleotide messenger RNA. It is a transcript of the gene KCNN4, whose product is annotated as potassium calcium-activated channel subfamily N member 4. Gene Ontology annotation, molecular function: intermediate conductance calcium-activated potassium channel activity; calmodulin binding; small conductance calcium-activated potassium channel activity. The record is from RefSeq and is a predicted model, not a curated record. Gene Ontology annotation, biological process: potassium ion transmembrane transport. NCBI's taxonomy places the organism in Eukaryota, Metazoa, Chordata, Mammalia, Artiodactyla, Physeteridae. Gene Ontology annotation, cellular component: neuronal cell body; neuron projection; plasma membrane.